This is a messenger RNA of Paramecium pentaurelia, 1236 nucleotides long. The record is from the annotation of a GenBank genome assembly. Lineage: Eukaryota; Ciliophora; Oligohymenophorea; Peniculida; Parameciidae.
AUGAGUAAAAUCAAAACUGUUACUUUGUAAGAGGAUAUUAUUGAAAAACUUAAAAAUACAAAGAUGAGUCAUUUAAAAAUAGAAGAAUUAAGUGUUAUGAUUGUUGCAAUUUUUGGUUACAAACAAAAAUUCUAAGAAAGCUAAUUUUUACUUAAGCAAUAACAAUUAGAAGAAAAAUUAUAAUCGUUCUAUACUAAUUUGAUAUAAGUUAAUUAAUUCGUUAACAAAAAUAAAGGAUUUCUAGGCUUUUUUAAAUAAAGUGAUGAAAUAAAAAUGAAACAACAAGAAAUUUAUAGAGAAGUAAAAGAAUUAUAUUAACAAACUAUUAAUUUUUUUGAAGAUUCUUCUCAUAUCACUGCAAGUUCAUAUACUAAAGAAAAAUAGGUAAUAGAUUAAGAUUUCAUCGAAAUUUAAAUAAUUAUUACAGUAAAUCAUCCAAAGUUUCUUCCAAUAAAAUCUGAAUUGAAUUCAAUAUUAUUAUAGGCUCCUUAUUCAGAUGUAUAUGAAUCAGUCAUCUUAAGAAGAAAAUUGAUAAGGAAGGUAAAAGAAAAAACUAAAUAAAUAUUAGAUUAAGAUUAAAUAAAAUAUUUGGAUAAAUUUAAUGAAAAGAAAAGUAAUACUUAAGUCUUUGUAGUAAGCUAUUCUAGAUAAAAUUAAACAACUGAAAUUUCUUCAGAAAUCUAUCCUUAUGUUAUCACUACAAAUAAUCAAUAAAAUAGAAUAUAUUUAUGUAAAGGAAUGAAAUUAAAGUUUUUUCCAUAACAAACUCUAAUAGUGAUGGAUACAAAUACUAAAAAUGAGAAUUUGACUAAUUUUUCAGGUGUCACUUAAUAUACUAUAAAUUAACCAUUAAAUAACAAUAUUCAAAUAGCUGAUUAUGCUUAUAUUAAGUUUGAGUAUUUCGAAGUUGAUUAAGAUUUAGAAGAGAAAUAAUAAAAGAUAAGUAAAGAGCAACACGAGCCAUUAAAAGGUACUAUAUUUGAAUUUUAUUUGAAUAAUUCAAAAUAAUAAAUAUCAGAUACCAUACCUUUAAUAAAUGCAACAUUAUAUCAUUAAUAAGCAGAAGGUUUUUAUAUACUACCCAAUAAAACAGAGACUCAAAAUUUUUAUAAACUUUAUUAUAAAAAUUACAUGCAUACUAAAUAACAAGAAUAUAACUUUGGUCUACAAAUUUCAAAAAAAGGAUGGAUUUAAAUAGAAACUUAAAAAAGUAAAGCAAAACGUUUAAAUUUAUGA